AUGGACCCUUUAAGUCUAUCGGCCAGUUUGAUAGCCGUCCUUCAAAUAACCGGAUCCGUGAUAUCUUUCUGCUACGAUUAUCGUCAAGGUGUCAAACAUGCUUCGAAGGAAAUCGUGCAGAUUUCAGAUGAAUUGAAUAGUUUGAGAGAUAUUUUGGAUUCGUUGCUUAAACUUGCUGAGAAGGCUGAAUCAAAUGGCUACUCCCAACUAUCGACAUUUGAAUUGUUGUUGAAGGAUGAUGGACCGCUUUUCGUGUGUAAAAACGAGUUGGAGAAGUUGAAGGGACAACUGGAGAAAGGAAGGGUGGGUGGGAGUGAAGGAUGGAGGGCAAUUAGGGAGAGAUUGGUUUGGCCGUUGAAAGAGGGUGAGGCGAGGAAGACUUUGGUGGUGCUGGAGAGGUUGAAGAGUACGUUGGCUUUGGGGCUGAGUGCUGAUCAGACGAAUUUGACCUUGAAUCUUACGAAUAGGAUUGAAAAUCAAUUUGCAGAUCAAACAGCUCGGGAUAUUUAUCGAUGGCUCGCUGCACCAGACCCAUUUCCUACCCAUUCUGCAACAUUAAAGAAACAUCAACCAAAUACUGGAACAUGGUUCAUAACAAGCAAGCAAUACGAAGAUUGGUAUCUUGGUAGUGAUGCCUUUCUAUGGCUUUAUGGUAUUCCUGGUAGUGGGAAGACUGUACUAUGUUCUACGAUUGUAGAGCAUUUGAUGACUCAAGUUCAACAACACCCUAAGAUAGCACUCGCGUACUUCUAUUUCGACUUCAACGGAGAUUUGAAUGGCGCUCUCAAAUCUUUGAUUGCUCAACUCUCGGCACAAAGUAGUGAUAUUCCUCGGUCAUUGACAAAUCUUUACCAGGAGUUAAGCACGAAAACAUCGACAUCGCCAACUGAUGAUGCGCUUCUUGAAUGCUUUCGUGACAUUCUAUUGUCAUUCCAUCAUAUCUACAUAGUUUUUGAUGCACUAGAUGAGGCCGCCAGAAAUACAGAAGUCCUGUCAUUCAUUUCUACCAUAAAGGCAUGGAAAUAUCAAAGAUUGCGCUUGCUGGUUACUAGUAGACAAUUGACCGAGAUAGAAGAGGUCCUGUCUCCUUUGGUCAGUAAUCGAAUGUGUUUGCAAGAUAACAUGUCAGCAAGAAGUGACAUUAGAUAUUUCGUCUCCGAGAAAAUGGAGCACGAUAAAAUAAUGUCAAAGUGGCCGCAAGAUAUUCGAGACCAGAUUGAAUUCAAGUUGACUCAAGAGGGAGAUGGCAUGUUUCGAUGGGUAGUCUGCCAAUUAGAUAUGUUUCGAAAAUGCACCAGCGUGUCAGCGAUACGUAAAGCGAUGAAAACAUUACCCAAAAGUCUGGACGAGACUUAUGAGCGAAUAUUGCAGCAAAUUGAUGUUGACCAUCGAUCGGAAGUUUCGAAGAUUCUCCAGGCUCUCACAGUAGCUGCAAAGCCCUUGAAUGUUGAGGAGUUGGUGGAAAUUCUAGCCAUAGAUUUUGAUCGGGAUCUACCGUGCUUUGAUGAAGAUUCUCGACUUCUCAACCCGGAAAUAGUUCUUUCUAUAUGCUCGUCUCUUGUCACCAAAUUUGAAUCAAGAUCAGGACAAGACGGAGAGUUUAAGAAUAGAUGGAAAAGAGACUCGAAAAGACAGGAACCUAUAUAUAGUUCACAUGGAGUGAAACUCGCACAUGCAUCUGUAGCAGAUUAUCUCACUCGCACAACAACCUCGCCGUUUCACUACACUCAAUGUACAGCGCGUCAAUUUAUGGCUCAAGCUUGUCUGGCAUAUCUACUCAAUCCUGAGUUUUCUCAAGGUCAUGACCGAGAAUUGCUCAAGAGUCGCUAUCGAAAAUAUCCCUUUCUUCGUCACCUCACUAUAAACUGGCCACGAUAUGUUAACAAAGAACCUGGCGAUCCCGAUGAUUAUCUUGCACCACGUACUCGGAAGCUCCUCCAUGCUUUCUUCGAGACUCAUAAUCUCGAGCAUGGUGGUAACUUCGCUUUCUGGCUUGGCAUGAUGAUGCCAUCUGCUCCUGGAAAGGAUUCAUAUAUGCUGAGAACACAUCCUCUCUACUACGUAGCGUCUUUUGGACUUGCAGAUAUUGUGCGCAUCAUAUUGGAUACGGAGACAGAUAUCGAUAUCGAUGCACUUGGGGGACGAGCAGAUGCGACUGCUUUACAUGUCGCCUGUUACAGAGAUCAUUAUAAAGUUGCAAAGCUCUUGCUCGAGAGAGGUGCGAAUCCGGAUACUCCCAACGUUUCUGGAGAAAGCCCUUUGUAUUGGGCCAGUAUUAAUAAUCCAGACGGGAAUAUGGUGGAAUUGUUGUUGGAGCACGGAGCAGAUAAGACAGGGCGUCAGAAAUGGGUUUCAGGGAACGAUAUGCCGGAUGUUCCAACUGUUUUGUGUUAUCGAUAG
Molecule: messenger RNA, 2400 nt
Organism: Botrytis byssoidea
Lineage: Eukaryota; Fungi; Ascomycota; Leotiomycetes; Helotiales; Sclerotiniaceae
Exons: 6
Coding region: 1-2400 (799 amino acids)
Molecular function (GO): protein binding
Source: RefSeq, a predicted model, not a curated record